This is a messenger RNA of Ricinus communis (castor bean), 2550 nucleotides long. Its product is annotated as subtilisin-like protease. The transcript has a single exon. Lineage: Eukaryota; Viridiplantae; Streptophyta; Magnoliopsida; Malpighiales; Euphorbiaceae. The record is from RefSeq and is a predicted model, not a curated record. Gene Ontology annotation, molecular function: serine-type endopeptidase activity. Gene Ontology annotation, biological process: proteolysis. Bases 35 to 2311 code for a protein of 758 amino acids.
UUCAAGCAUUAAAAUCUUAAGUUUCUCUACCAACAUGGACAACAAGAGGUCUAAACUGCUGCCAGUCAUGGCAGUUACAUUUCUUGUUUGUCUCAGUUCCUUCCUGGGUGAAGGAGCAGAAAGCACGAAAGUUACUGGUGCAAGCAGCAAUUUAGAAACUUACAUUGUCUUUGUUACAAAGCCACCGGUUGGUGCUUCAAAAAAAUCUCAAGUAAUAGAAACCUGGUACCAGUCAUUUUUGCCAGCUAGAAAGUCAAACUCAAACCAGCAACAACGCAUAUUAUACUCCUAUAGAAACGUGGUCAGUGGUUUCGCCGCUAAGCUGACAGCAGAGGAAGCAAAAUUCAUGGAAGAGAAGGAUGGGUUUGUGUCAGCCCGACCUCAAAAAAUAUUUCCCCUGCAUACAACUCAUAGUCCCAACUUUUUGGGGCUGCACCAAAAUUUAGGACUCUGGGGGAAUUCAAAUUAUGGUAAGGGAGUGAUAAUUGGAGUUUUAGAUACUGGAAUAACACCAGAUCAUCCUUCAUUCAGUGAUGAAGGAAUGCCCUCUCCUCCAGCCAAAUGGAAAGGGAAAUGUGAAUUCAACGGAACUGCUUGCAACAACAAACUCAUUGGUGCAAGAACUUUCCAAUCUGAUGAGCAUCCCUCAGGAGACAUGGAACCAUUUGAUGAUGUAGGGCAUGGCACCCACACAGCUAGCACGGCAGCAGGUAACUUCGUAGAUGGCGCCAGCGUUUUUGGUAAUGCUAAUGGCACUGCAGUAGGAAUGGCUCCUUUGGCUCACUUGGCCAUGUACAAAGUUUGUUCCGACUUUGGUUGCUCCGAAAGUGACAUAUUGGCUGCAAUGGAUACUGCUGUUGAGGAGGGCGUGGACAUUCUUUCUCUCUCUCUUGGUGGUGGUUCAGCUCCUUUUUCUGCAGAUGGCAUUGCAGUGGGUGCAUUUGGAGCUAUUCAGAAUGGAAUUUUCGUGAGUUGUUCCGCCGGGAAUUCUGGUCCAGAUAAUUACACUUUAUCAAAUGAGGCCCCAUGGAUUCUCACGGUUGGAGCUAGCACCAUUGACAGAAGCAUAAGAGCAACAGUAAAGCUUGGAAAUAAUGAAGAAUUUUUUGGGGAAUCACUCUUCCAGCCACAGCUCUCCACCCAAAACUUUUGGCCUCUUAUUUAUCCGGGCAAGAAUGGUAAUCAGUCAGCAGCUGUAUGUGCAGAGGAUUCACUGGAAAGUUCUGAAGUUGAAGGCAAGAUAGUUUUGUGCGAUAGAGGUGGGUUGGUAGGAAGAGUUGAGAAAGGACAAGUGGUGAAGGAUGCUGGUGGUAUUGGCAUGAUUCUAGUGAAUGAGGAGUCUGAUGGUUAUAGCACCUUAGCUGAUGCUCAUGUCCUUCCUGCAUCACAUGUGAGUUACUCUGACGGGAUGAGGAUAAAGAACUAUAUAAACUCAACAUCAUCACCAACAGCAAUGUUUGUGUUCGAAGGCACUGUAAUUGGUUUAAAAACUGCUCCAAUGGUUUCUUCCUUCUCCUCCAGAGGCCCAAGCUUUGCAAGCCCUGGAAUCUUAAAACCAGACAUCAUAGGCCCUGGCGUAAGCAUUCUAGCGGCAUGGCCAAUUUCUGUGGAGAAUAAAACAAAUACAAAAGCAACAUUUAACAUGAUUUCAGGAACCUCAAUGUCUUGCCCUCAUCUUAGUGGCAUUGCUGCUUUGCUGAAAAGUGCCCAUCCUGACUGGUCUCCUGCUGCAAUCAAAUCUGCUAUUAUGACUACUGCAGACACAGUAAACCUAGGUGGCCAGCCAAUUGUUGAUGAAAGGCUUCUUUCUGCUGAUGUCUUGGCCACUGGAGCAGGCCAUGUUAACCCAUCCAAAGCCAGUGAUCCAGGGCUCGUCUAUGAUAUCCAACCUGAUGAUUACAUUCCUUAUUUGUGUGGUUUGGGAUACACAGACAGAGACAUUACAUACAUUGUGCAGUAUAAAGUCAAGUGUUCAGAAGUUGGAAGCAUUCCUGAAGCACAAUUGAAUUACCCUUCAUUCUCAAUUGUGUUUGGUGCCAAAACUCAGAUAUACACCAGAACAGUAACCAAUGUUGGCCCAGCUACCUCGUCUUACACUGUUUCAGUUGCUCCACCACCGGGAGUGGAUGUUACAGUUACACCUUCUAAGAUUGCUUUCACUCAAGUGAAACAGACAGCUACAUACUCGGUGACAUUCACCAACACGGGCAAAGGAUACAGUGACCCAUCCGUUCAAGGGUAUCUGAAAUGGGAUUCUGAUCAGCAUUCAGUUAGAAGCCCAAUAUCAGUUGUAUUUUCAAAUACAGACUAGAUGCCAGAGGUAACAGCAACCAUGAAAGAUGUCAAUAAUCUACUUAAAGACAUCUUGAAAAGGAUACGCUUUUCUCUGUAGGCACCAUGAAAUAAACAAGAGCAGCACAAAUCUUCUCAAGCAAGGUUAUGUAAUCCACCUAUAAAUUCUACUUACUGCCACCAGAAUGAGUUUUCCUCUCAUGUAUUCCUUACCUAGUAGCAUAAUCUUAAUAACCGGCAUACAAUCUGCAUUCUCUA